Molecule: messenger RNA, 174 nt
Organism: Sphaerulina musiva SO2202
Lineage: Eukaryota; Fungi; Ascomycota; Dothideomycetes; Mycosphaerellales; Mycosphaerellaceae
Exons: 1
Source: RefSeq, a predicted model, not a curated record
AGAGUAUGUUCGUUGCUAUUGUUAAACUUCAUCGAUAGGUUUAGGCUAUACCGGAAUAUACGACGUUCUAUUACUAGUUUUUACUUUAUUCUAGCGAAUCUUCCGUUUCUAGAGCGCAACCGGCGUACUAACGUUAUUCCAAUUACACUUAGUCCUUAUAGAAGCAAUUUGUAA